This is a messenger RNA of Daucus carota subsp. sativus, 1827 nucleotides long. RefSeq names its product ent-kaurenoic acid oxidase 1. Lineage: Eukaryota; Viridiplantae; Streptophyta; Magnoliopsida; Apiales; Apiaceae. Gene Ontology annotation, molecular function: iron ion binding; oxidoreductase activity, acting on paired donors, with incorporation or reduction of molecular oxygen; heme binding. The transcript is spliced from 9 exons. Gene Ontology annotation, biological process: sterol metabolic process. The record is from RefSeq and is a predicted model, not a curated record. The coding region runs from base 174 to 1676 and encodes 500 amino acids.
AAUUGUAUUUUAACUAUACCGUAUAAAUUUUUAGUUAAAGACCUCUCAUAUCAGAAAUACUUUUUUGUAAUGUAGUAAGUAUCAGCUAGUCGAGAACUCUAUUUAAGCCCUUGCAUUUCCCUUGCAUAUCCUUCACACUCUAUACAAAGAGUUUAGCAUCUAAAUCACUAGUGAUGGAAUUUAUGAAUAUGGUAACUAGCAUUUGGGUUGUUACAUGGGUUUUAGGCAUAUUGCCAUUGCUCGGGUGUUAUUUGUGGUGGUGUAAUGAUCUAUCGUACCGUCUCAGACUUAAACUAAUAAAUUCGAGCAGAGGAGCCAACGCGAAAACUGGCACCGACGUGAUCAAGCUACCUCCGGGCCAUAUGGGACUCCCCUACUUGGGAGAGUUGCUUAGUUUUCUCUGGUAUUUCAAGAUUAUUGGUCGCCCUGAUGACUACAUUAACUCGAAAAGACAGAGGUACGGGGAUGGGAUUGGGCUGUACAGGACACACCUGUUCGGAUCACCGGGAGUCAUAGCAUGUAAACCAGCUGUGAUCAAGUUCAUACUGCAAAACGAAACACAGUUCAAGAUCGACUGGCCAAGCGUUUUGCUUGUAGGGGCGACUUCAUUAGUUGCCGUGCAUGGGGCCUCCCAUACUAGGCUCAGAAGCUUCGUCUCCAGAGCCAUUAACCUGCCUCAAUCUCUUCGUCGAAUAGCAAUUAUGGUCCAGCCACGUAUCGUAGCAGCCCUGCAUACUUGGUCCAACCAGGGUACAAUUGGUGCUCACCUAGAAGCCAAAAAGGUAACAUUUGAGAACAUUGGCAGUUUUUUCGCUAGCCUUGAGCCUGGACCAGGUCUGGACACCCUAGAUAAACUGUUCACAGGGAUUCUUAAAGGCAUGAGAGCCUCUACUGUCAAUGUUCCCGGAAGUGCUUAUCAUCAUGCUCUUCAGUGUCGAGAAAAAGCCACAAUGAUUUUCAGAAAGGAGCUAGAAAAGAAGAGGAAGAAGAUGAGUGAUGGUGUCGAAAAUGUCACAAACGAUUUGAUGGACGGAUUGAUUCGUAUGAAGGACGAGGAAGGGAAAGAAUUGAGCGACACAGAGGUUCUUGACAACAUUGUCAGUCUUGUUAUUGCAGGAUACGAGUCCACCUCUCUUGCAAUUAUGUGGUCUUUGUAUUAUCUUGCUAAAUAUCCCAAUGUUCUCCAGAAGCUUCGGGAGGAGAACGCGUGCCUGCACAAACACAAGAAUGGGGAGCCAAUUACAAGCGAUGACAUUGCUACGCUAAAAUAUACCAACAAGGUUGUGGAAGAAACAAUAAGAAUGGCGAAUAUUGCAGCAUUCAUAUUUCGAGUUGCAACUCAAGAUGUUGAGUAUAAAGGUUAUACUAUUCCCAAAGGAUGGAAAGUGAUGAUGUGGGUUAGAUACCUCCAUACCAAUCCAGAAAACUUCGACGAUCCGAUGUGCUUCAACCCCGACAGAUGGAGUGAACCAGCAAAACCAGGAACCUACCAAGUUUUCGGAGGAGGAUCCAGAAUUUGUGCAGGGAAUAUGCUAGCCAGAUUACAAGUAGCCAUCUUUCUGCAUCAUUUAUCAAUCGGAUACAAGUGGGAACUCAUCAAUCCUGAUGCAAAGAUGGUUUAUCUUCCUCAUCCCAAACCCGAGGAUGGCGUUAUGAUCAGCUUCAGCAAGCUUUAAGCUGUUCCGUCGCGUACCGAAUUGUAGUCGUAUGUGUUUUUGAAAUAAGAUUUGAUAGGAAUUUACCGGAAGGAAUGUACUUUUCUAAACGAUCCUGUAAUGUUUAAAGCUUGUUACAUGUAGCUGUGGAUAAAAAAAGUUUUUAUUAUAA